Molecule: messenger RNA, 1110 nt
Organism: Penicillium subrubescens
Lineage: Eukaryota; Fungi; Ascomycota; Eurotiomycetes; Eurotiales; Aspergillaceae
Gene: usgS
Product: transmembrane protein UsgS
Exons: 5
Coding region: 1-1110 (369 amino acids)
Source: RefSeq, a predicted model, not a curated record
AUGGAGAAGGGCUUGACUAUGUCCAACUUUGAGCCCAAUGCGGUAAUCCGCGGCUUUCAGCUCACCGUCGUAGGAACUGUUCGGGCUCUGCAAAACCCUGAUCUCUUCAAGUAUGAGCAUUUCCGUCAAGCAGCUCUUGCUGUGGGUGUGGGAGCAGUCAUUCAGCUUAUUGUCCAGAUCCCGAUAAUCGCCCUCAAGCUCGGACUUUAUAUCCUCUCGUGGAUCAUCAACCUGGACCAUGCAACCUGGGAUGACAAACUCCUGGGUGGCAUGGAGUUCAUGUCCAAGUCUGUGCUCCAGGUGCCAUUCCUGCUGAUGACUUUGAUGGGAUAUGUGACUCCUACGCUGGAUGAGAUUUUCAUGCAAUCCAUCGAGUGGGUUGACACGACAUACAUCCAGAAGCACAAGUCUGAGAACCCGGAGACUCUGCGUGCCAUGUACUACCCUAGCUUGGUCAUGUUCCCAACCAAAGGCGGCCCUGGCUCGUCACGAACCAAGUCAGAGGCUAUCAUGAUGUUUCUUAACCGAUAUGCUAAGAGGAUGGGAAUGCUUCUUGGACUCUACCUGCUUUCUCUGACCCCGAUCAUUGGCCGGUUCGUGAUGCCCGCAGCAAGUUUCUACACCUUCCGCAGUCACGUCGGCACAGCUCCUGCUGCUGUCAUCUUCGGUGCGGGUCUUGUCCUGCCUAAGGCAUAUAUCGUGAAAUUCCUCCACACUUACUUCGCGUCGAGAAGUCUGAUGCGAGAACUGCUUGAGCCGUACUUCCGCCGCAUCAAAUUCACGCCUGAACAAAAGCGCCGUUGGUUCCGUGAUAGGGAAGGUGUUCUUUUCGGAUUUGCCUUUGCUUUCACAGUUGUACUGAAGACUCCAUUCAUCGGUGUACUCAUGUAUGGAGUUGCCGAGGCGUCCACGGCCUACCUGAUCACCAAGAUCACCGACCCGCCACCUACUCCUGCGGAGAGUGAAGGUUUCGCGGAGAGUCAAGUGACAUGGAAGAAUAAGCACGACUUCCUGCGUUUGUCUCUUGAUAAUAUCGACAAGCUCAAUGUCGUCACUGAUGAAGAUGGGGCUAAAGAUAGCCCUUCGACACCCGGGAAGAAGUUUUCUUGA